CUUUUACUUCACAACCAAAACACUUCAACACUUUUUUUUAGACAGAACAUCAUUUAAAAAAAAAACAUGUUGGCGAUAUUUCAGAAGGCGUUUGCUCAUCCGCCGGAGGAACUCAAUUCUCCGGCGUCUAAAUUCUCCGGCAAGGCCGCGAAACUUCCCGGCGAAACCCUCUCCGAUUUCCUCUCCCGCCACCCGGAAACCGCUUUCUCCAUGAGCUUCGGCCAAGCCGCGUCUCUCGCCUACGUCCGUCCCGACCGAACACGCUUCUCGCUUCACCAGAGGUUGUUCUGUGGAGUAGAAGGAAUCUACUGCUUGUUCCUCGGAAGAUUGAACAACCUCUGCUCGUUGAACCGGCAGUACGGACUUUCCGGGAAAGUUUCGAACGAUGCGAUGCUCGUGAUCGAAGCUUACCGUACUCUCCGUGACCGUGGGCCUUACCCAGCAGAUCAGGUCCUUAGGGAUCUUGACGGAAGCUUCGCUUUCAUCAUCUACGACACCCAGACCUCCACUGUUUUCGCAGCACUGAGCUCUGAUGGAGGAGUGAAUCUCUACUGGGGUUUAGCAUCAGAUGGAUCUGUAGUGAUCUCCGACAAUCUCGAUAUCAUAAAGCAAGGCUGUUCUAAAUCCUAUGCUCCUUUCCCGACUGGGUGUAUGUUCCAUAGCGAAAUCGGGCUUAAGAGCUUUGAACAUCCAACGAACAAGAUGAAAGCGAUGCAGAGGAUUGACAGUGAAGGCGUUAUCUGUGGAGCAAAUUUCAAAGUGGAUGUGUAUUCGAAGACAAACAGUAUCCCAAGAAGAGGAAGUGAAGCCAAUUGGGCUCUCGCAAACUCACGUUAGCAUCUCAGGGGAGAUGACUAACACGAGUUUUAAUUUUAUGUUUCAUUGUUCUUGUUCUGUGGUUUUGUUUCACCUUUGUCCGUUCUUGUAAGAAUACCCUGAUGAAUAAAAAAAAUCUCUUUUUUUC
Tarenaya hassleriana is the source of this 964-nucleotide messenger RNA. RefSeq names its product stem-specific protein TSJT1. The record is from RefSeq and is a predicted model, not a curated record. Lineage: Eukaryota; Viridiplantae; Streptophyta; Magnoliopsida; Brassicales; Cleomaceae. The transcript has 4 exons. The coding region runs from base 67 to 837 and encodes 256 amino acids.